GACAGACACACACACAGUUUCAACAGGGAAGAAAGGCCCAGAUGGAGACUAUGGACUGCUUGCCAAACCCCUACCUGCAGUCUGUUUCCCUGACUGUGGGUUACAUGGUGAAGAUCAAGGCAAAUCUUAAGUCUCCUUAUGGAAACAACCCAGACUUUAUGGUGGCUUUCUGUUCGAGUACUGGGGAAGGCGGCAACAUUCCAUUCCGUUUCCGGUACUACAAUGGCAGGGUGGUGAUGAACAGUUUCAAGGAUGGGCAAUGGCAGUAUGAACAGGGAGUGAGUUCUGACCCUUUCGUGCCAGGCCAGCCAUUUCAGCUGCGAUUCUUGGUGCUGGAGAAUGAAUACCAGGUGUUUGUGAAUAACAAGCCCACCUGCCAUUUUGCCCACCGCCUGCCCCUACAGUCUGUGAAAAUGCUGGAGGUGAGGGGAGAUAUCGUGCUGACUUCAGUGGAUACAUUUUAAGGGGCAGAUCUUCCAGUAAAGAUAUCCAUCUGGUUAGACUCUACUAUAAUGUGCAGGAUCACGGCCACUCCCAGAAGAUGCCAGGAUGUCCCCCUGCCCUCACACUUUUGCCAGUGAUAAUAAAAGAUUCCUGAUAUGAA
Messenger RNA from Capra hircus (goat), 604 nucleotides. Its product is annotated as galectin-16-like. Gene Ontology annotation, molecular function: carbohydrate binding. The transcript has 4 exons. The record is from RefSeq and is a predicted model, not a curated record. NCBI's taxonomy places the organism in Eukaryota, Metazoa, Chordata, Mammalia, Artiodactyla, Bovidae. The coding region runs from base 42 to 464 and encodes 140 amino acids.